This is a messenger RNA of Impatiens glandulifera, 2057 nucleotides long. Its product is annotated as pentatricopeptide repeat-containing protein At1g69290. The record is from RefSeq and is a predicted model, not a curated record. The transcript has a single exon. Gene Ontology annotation, molecular function: protein binding. The coding region runs from base 9 to 1991 and encodes 660 amino acids. NCBI's taxonomy places the organism in Eukaryota, Viridiplantae, Streptophyta, Magnoliopsida, Ericales, Balsaminaceae.
GAAGAGUGAUGCAUAGAAAAAUGUGGAGAAAAGCUCUGUUUACCGGAGCAAGACGGCAGUUUUCCUCCGGUGCCGAGAUUCCAAACCUGUAUUCAUUUCUUCAGCCAUCUAUAUUUGCAUUGAAUAGAAAAGACCCAUCAUCGUCUUCCAUAAUACCGCCAUCUUCAAAGUCGCAAGAACAAACCCUAAAAACCCUAACACCAGAACAGCAAUCAAAAUUAGAGAAAACAAUCCAAUUUUCACUAUUCAGUAAUGAUAUCAGUGAGGCAUGGAAAUCGUUUAAGUCACUCACGAAUUCUUCUUCUUUCCCAAGUAAGUCAAUCGUCAAUUCACUCAUCACUUAUUUAUCAUCCCCAAAUGACGCCCUUAAUUUCAAGAGGGCUUAUGCAACUGUAGUUUACUUCUUAGAGAAAAACCCUAAUUUACUCGAAUACGAAACUGUUUCAACUCUUCUCCGUUCCAUGGAAACGGCUAACUCUGGUGCCCCUGCUUUCGCAUUGGUCAGGUGUAUGUUCAAGAACAGGUAUUUCAUCCCCUUUAACUAUUGGGGACAUGUUUUGAUUGAAAUCAGCAGAAAAAACAGUAAUUUCGUUGCUUUUCUUCAUAUCUUUAAUGAUAACUGUAAAAUUGCUCUUGAUGAGAAGUUGGAUUCAAUGAAACCGGAUUUAUCAGCUUGUAAUGCUGCCCUUGAAGGUUGCUGUCAUGAUCUUGAAUCCGUAGCAGAUUCAGAUCGUGUUAUCGAAACAAUGGCACUCUUAGGUAUCAGACCAGAUUCUUCGAGUUUUGGAUAUUUAGGUUAUCUGUAUGCAUUGAAAGGCCUUGAUCAUAAGAUAACAGAAUUAGAACAUUUGAUGAAUGGAUUCGGAUUCACCAGCAACAGCAAAGGAUCAUUCCAUAGUAAUCUCAUCAUGGGUUACGUUAAAUCAGGUAACUUGGACGCUGUUUCAUUGAUCAUUUUACGCGAAGAUGGAUUCAUAAUCUCGACUAUCAAUAUGAAAACCCAUUGCGAAAUAGUAAAAGGGUAUUUCGAGAAAGACAAGAUAAAGGAGCUAGGUGAACUGAUAAUCGAAACACAGAAAUUCGAGCAACCUUCAACUCCGGUGGAAGCCACAUUCGGUUACAAUGUUAUCAGUGCUUGUAUAUCGCUGGGAUUCUUACAAAAGGCGAAUUCUGUUCUGGACGAGAUGAAGAAUUCUCCUAAAGGUAUGAUCGGGCUUGGCGUAUAUAUCCCGAUCUUGAAAGCAUACUGUAAAGAGCAAAGAACAGCAGAAGCAACACAAUUAGCAACCGAAAUAAGCUGUUUAGGACUUCAAUUAGACGGUUGUUACUACGACGAUCUUAUUGAAUCAUCCAUGUCAUGCCAAGAUUUCCAAUCUGCAUUCUCUUUAUUUCGAGACAUGAGAGAAUCAAGAACUAUAACAGAUCUUAAACCAAGUUACUUAACUAUAAUGGCAGGUCUAACAGAAAGCCAAAGACCCGAAUUGAUGGCAGCGUUUCUAGACGACGUCAUUGACGAUCCCCGUAUCGAAGUGGGCUCGCACGAUUGGAAUUCGAUCAUCCACUCGUUUUGUAAAGCCGGAAGGGUAGAGGAUGCGAGGAGGACUUUCAGGAGAAUGUUGUUUUUGAGAUAUGAACCGAAUGUGCAGACUUAUUUGUCCUUAAUUAACUGCUAUUGUGCUGCGGAGAAGUAUUUUAACGUCAUGAUGCUGUGGAAUGAGGUUAAGAGGAUCGGAGGGGACGGGAGGUUUAAGUUGGAACAUGGGUUGGUCGAUGCGUUUCUGUAUGGUUUGGUUAAAGGUGGGUUUUUUGACGCAGUUAUGGAAGUGGUGGAGAAAUCGCAGGAAAUGAAGAUAUUUGUCGAUAAAUGGAGAUAUAAGCAAGCUUUUAUGGAGAAUCAUAAGAAAUUGAGAGUGGCUAAGUUGAGAAGGAGGAACUUGAGGAAGAUGGAAGCUCUUAUUGCGUUUAAGAAUUGGGCGGGAUUGAGUACUUGAAAAAUAUCAUUUCUAUGAUACUAAAAAUUAUUGUUCAAUUUAAUGUAGCUAAAUAUGAUAUAUUGU